AUGAUACCUGGGUGUCGAAAGAGUGCUAGUGGUGGAGUGAAGCAACUGGUACUGGAAGACAAUGGAAGUCUGAAAAUAUUCACUUCUGAGAAACAACUGCUCUGUCAGAUCGUCGAACCUGUUGUUUGGACUGAGAAAGAAUUCACGAGCUCCGUGGUAUCCAUUCCUAAGAAGUGGAUGCCGCGUAUAUUUCAAGAUUCUAAAGUAGACGAGUUCGAUGCACCAAGAGGUCGAUUAGCUGUGGUUAUUGUCGGUUUGUACAGAACCAACCUGAAAACGUGCAACGGGCAUGUGCGGAAAGUGAUACAAAAGUGGCGAGGUACUGAAGCUGAUGUUUUCAUCUACACUUAUUGGCAAGAUGCCGAUCUACCUAAGGGUACUAUUCCCUCGGCCGAAAGCGUUGGCCACCGGUUAAGAGAAUGUUACGGAAAUUUCCUAAAGAGCUAUAAGGUGAAUGAUUUGUCUAAAAUUGAAGAAACCUUUCCGAUUCCAGGUGGACCAUCCACAGUCAGGCAGUGUGGUGGAAAGUUAAAUCAACUUCAAUCUCAAUUAAAAACUUUGUAUCUUGUUGGUCAACUUGUUCGAGAUUAUCAGCUAUCUACUGGAGUUCGUUACGAUCACAUCAUUCGAUUUAGGCCAGAUACGAAAAUAUGGGGACAUGUUCCUGACCUCCCUCGCAUGGAUUUCACCAGCCUAAAUGGUUUUGGAAGAAUCUAUCUGAUACAUCCAGGACGAGAGCACUACUUCUUUUGUGACCACCACGACGGUCGGUGGAGAACUGGUCCAAGUGACCAGGCGGCCUACGGUCGAGCUUCAGAUAUGUUCACUUAUUUCGACAUGUACCUUCACUUUUCCGAAAUGAUAAAGUCUGCGAUAGGCGCCGGCACUCUGAAUGUUAAAGCGAAGAUGGACUGGAGUGAGAUGGCAGGCGAUCUGUGCGCUAUUGAAUGUCUGGUUGGUUAUUGGAUGGUUCUAAGAGGAAUAGAAUUUGAGGUAUGGUGGGAAUGGCAGCAGAAUGUGAUUAGACGAGGCGGAGGACUAGCUAAGGAUUGUCGUCAAGGGUUCGAUUGUCCAUAA
This is a messenger RNA of Didymodactylos carnosus, 1077 nucleotides long. Lineage: Eukaryota; Metazoa; Rotifera; Eurotatoria; Philodinida; Philodinidae. The record is from the annotation of a GenBank genome assembly.